GUUGAGGUGUGACUUACUGGUAGAGUGCCUGCCUAGCACGUGUGAGGAACUGGGUUCCAUCCCGGUACAAGGAAAAAAGGCUCAAAGACCCAACUAUAACCAAACACACUUUGUUUGCACAUUGACAUUUGCUGAGCCAAGUAACAUCUUCUCCUUCUCAGACACUAACAUAAGUGCGCCAAAAUCAAUGAGAAGCAAAACUCCUGAACAAUGUUCAGCUCCAGGAACAUGGUGAGAAGUCAGAAGAGGACAGCGGAGAGAAGGAUUACAGAACUUCUCUCAAAAGAAUCUUCCUGAGUGUCCACCUGGUGGGAGCAAGUUCCUUCCACUUCAUUGUCUUAGAGUCAAACCAAACUCCUGGGCGGUGAGUACAGGCCCAUUAUGAUGCAGAGAACGCUGGGAGUCGGAGGCUGUCACUACGGCGGUGGGCACGCGGAGAGGCAGCUGCGGACGAUGGGCCCGAAGCAGUGCGCAGCCUCUAGGAGUCUUCUCCACUUAAGUGGGUUCCCGCCUAGGUCGCAGAGUCCAAGGACCCCUUUUGUUCUUCCUCCAUAUUGCUUAAUGGGAGGCAUUAUGGCCCCCAAAGAUAUAAUGACAAAUACUCAUGCUAAAUCCAUCCUCAACUCAAUGAACUCCCUCAGGAAGAGCAAUACCCUCUGUGAUGUGACGCUGAGAGUAGAACAGAAAGACUUCCCUGCCCAUCGGAUUGUGUUGGCUGCCUGCAGUGACUACUUCUGUGCCAUGUUCACUAGUGAGCUUUCAGAGAAGGGGAAACCUUAUGUUGAUAUUCAAGGUUUAACUGCCUCUACCAUGGAAAUCCUGUUGGACUUUGUGUACACAGAAACAGUACAUGUGACGGUGGAGAAUGUACAAGAACUGCUCCCUGCAGCCUGUCUGCUUCAGCUCAAAGGUGUGAAGCAAGCCUGCUGUGAGUUUUUAGAAAGUCAGCUGGACCCUUCUAAUUGUCUGGGUAUCAGGGAUUUUGCUGAAACUCACAACUGUGUUGACUUGAUGCAAGCAGCUGAGGUUUUUAGCCAGAAGCAUUUUCCUGAAGUGGUACAGCAUGAAGAAUUCAUUCUUCUAAAUCAAGGAGAGGUGGAGAAGCUAAUCAAGUGUGAUGAAAUUCAGGUGGAUUCUGAAGAGCCAGUCUUUGAGGCUGUUAUCAACUGGGUAAAGCAUGCCAAAAAGGAGCGCGAAGAGUCCUUGCCUGACUUGCUGCAAUAUGUGCGGAUGCCCCUGCUGACCCCCAGGUACAUUACAGAUGUGAUAGAUGCUGAGCCUUUCAUCCGCUGUAGUUUACAGUGCAGGGAUCUGGUUGACGAAGCAAAGAAGUUUCAUCUGAGGCCUGAACUUCGGAGUCAGAUGCAGGGCCCACGGACAAGGGCUCGUCUAGGAGCCAAUGAAGUGCUUCUGGUGGUUGGGGGCUUUGGAAGCCAGCAGUCUCCCAUCGAUGUGGUUGAGAAAUAUGACCCCAAGACUCAGGAGUGGAGCUUUUUGCCAAGCAUCACUCGAAAGAGACGUUACGUGGCCUCAGUGUCCCUGCAUGACCGGAUUUACGUAAUUGGUGGUUAUGAUGGCCGUUCCCGCCUCAGUUCAGUGGAAUGCCUGGACUACACUGCAGAUGAGGACGGGGUCUGGUAUUCUGUGGCCCCAAUGAAUGUCCGACGCGGCCUUGCAGGGGCUACCACCCUGGGAGAUAUGAUCUACGUCUCUGGAGGCUUUGAUGGAAGCAGGCGCCAUACCAGUAUGGAGCGAUAUGACCCAAACAUUGACCAGUGGAGUAUGCUGGGAGAUAUGCAGACAGCCCGAGAGGGUGCUGGACUAGUAGUGGCCAGUGGAGUGAUCUACUGUCUAGGAGGAUAUGAUGGCUUGAAUAUCUUAAAUUCAGUUGAGAAAUAUGAUCCCCACACAGGACACUGGACUAACGUUACACCAAUGGCCACCAAGCGUUCUGGUGCUGGAGUAGCCCUACUGAAUGACCAUAUUUAUGUGGUGGGGGGAUUUGAUGGUACAGCCCACCUUUCUUCUGUUGAAGCAUACAACAUUCGUACUGAUUCCUGGACAACUAUUACCAGUAUGACCACUCCACGGUGCUAUGUAGGAGCCACAGUGCUUCGGGGGAGACUCUAUGCAAUUGCAGGAUAUGAUGGCAAUUCCCUGUUGAGUAGCAUUGAAUGCUAUGACCCUAUCAUUGACAGCUGGGAAGUGGUGACAUCCAUGGGAACCCAGCGCUGUGAUGCUGGUGUGUGUGUUCUCCGAGAGAAGUGACCACUGUUGGAGCACCAUCCAGAGCUAGUGAAAAGUUCAAGGGACAGUUUGUGGGAGAAUCAAGGAUCCUUUCCAGAAUGUCUUAUUUUGCACUGUGUGCACAGGGUGAUUACAGGCACCAGUGCAGUGGUGAUUAUUCUUAUUUGAGACAUAUUCCUUCUCACACUGGUUAUGUCCCUCAGAAGGGUGGAUAACAAGAUACUGAACAGGAGAGAAUGAACAUUGAAUGAGUGUAAGGGACUGAAUCCUUCUCCAUCUGGUCUGAAGAGCACUCUCUUGUUGUUUCUAACUUCCCACAUGCUUGGGAAAAUAUGUGUAUGUUGUGCCUCACAUAUUGCAGAGAAUGACGUGUGGACAUUGUCCAACCUGGAAAAUUGGAAGGAUACCAGCUUAAGUAAGGUUGGUAACAUCCAAGUAUUUUUUUCUAGGAACAAAUACCUUUUCUAAUGUACAGGUAGGUAGGGGCACUACAGUUUCAUUCUGAAGGACGAGGAGGGAAACCCAUCAUCAUAACUUGGGCACCCAGAGGAGAGAUUCAUGUGAUACUCCCUUGCUGAUGGGGGACAGGGUUAGUAUAUCAGAACUGAAGUUAGAAUAAAUGACAUGAGCUGAAUUUGA
Molecule: messenger RNA, 2886 nt
Organism: Chinchilla lanigera (long-tailed chinchilla)
Lineage: Eukaryota; Metazoa; Chordata; Mammalia; Rodentia; Chinchillidae
Gene: Klhl12
Product: kelch-like family member 12
Exons: 12
Coding region: 382-2268 (628 amino acids)
Molecular function (GO): protein binding
Source: RefSeq, a predicted model, not a curated record